AUGAAACCCCUCUUUUUUCUAACAUUUCUUUUCGUUCUUUCUUCAUCAUGUCCGUCUGGAUGGAGUGAAUUUCCGAAUGAGAAUGUUUGCGUUUACAUGAUAAAAACUCCUCAAUAUUAUUGGGAAACCGUGCAUGAUUGUGCCCAAAUGGGCGCAAAUGUGGUCAAAAUUGGGAACAUUUUCGAGGAUGCUUACAUCGGUGCGAUGAUCCCAGAAUUUAACGGUCAACUCCCAUUCAUCGGUGUUGAGAGAAAUGGUGAUGGAGCAUGGGUUUAUCAAGAUGGAACACGACUCAUCUAUGCGAAUUGGGCUCCAGGUGAACCUCGAUCCGGUUCAUCGUUGAACUGUGCCAUGAUGAGUUCAACAAAUCUCCAAUGGCAAGCUGUUGAUUGCUCGACUCUAAAUCCAUCUUUUUGCUCAUCCUAUGAUUCUGGAAGCACGCAAUCAAUCGCCACUUCACAAUCACCAAGAAGCACCCCUCCCAGCAGAGGAACAACGACUGUACCCUACUGCAGCUCUUCUUUGUAUUGCAAAAGUCAAGGAGUCUGUAAGCUCUCGUCCGAUGGCAUCCCCACCUGUAUUUGCUAUGGAAAUCUGGAUCCAAAAGAGGGAUGCGUGACAAGCACUUGCACUCCACCUGGACAAUCGAUCCCACAAGAUGUGCCUGACAGCUUGACUGGAACUUACCUUGUUUCCCCCGGUUGGGAUUAUCGGCUCUUUGACGAUUACGGCGGGCAAGGUUACAACGGAACUUACAAUUGUGAGUGGAAAUUGAGAACGAAAUCCGGAGUAAUUAUGCAACUUUAUCCGGGACCACGACCACCAUUUCAAAACAUGGACCCUAAUGCAAGAAUAACAAUCAAAAACGGAGGAUUCUCUUAUACGGCCAUGUCAUCAACGACGGCUGCUCAGUUCAAUGCGGCUUUGAAAAUGUGCAAUUCGGAUAUUGUCACUCAAUUCACUUUUGAGACAAGCGUCUUCGCGCGGCAAAAUGAUAAUUUUUGGUUUGACGUCAGUCUCGUUCUCGCUAUCGGCGAUGAGCUUAAAGGGAAAAAG
Messenger RNA from Mesorhabditis belari, 1056 nucleotides. The record is from the annotation of a GenBank genome assembly. NCBI's taxonomy places the organism in Eukaryota, Metazoa, Nematoda, Chromadorea, Rhabditida, Rhabditidae.